AUGCGGCAGACUGAUGCUGCCGUCAGCCUGGGCAUCUCCCUCACGGCGCUCAAGAACGCGUGUAGACGGCUGGGCAUACGCAGAUGGCCUUACAAGAGGACUCCCUUGCCGGACCGUGACUCGCAGCCUCUUUGCGCGUCCCACCUUGCAGACCCGGGCUCAUGCCCGUCGCCUCGAGCACAAGACGUGAUCACGACGUGCUGGACCUGGACAGGAGGGCGUGUGUGCGUUGAGACGGAGAGGUUGAUGGACGAGGCCAUCGCGCACGCGAGCAGCUAG
Molecule: messenger RNA, 279 nt
Organism: Guillardia theta CCMP2712
Lineage: Eukaryota; Cryptophyceae; Pyrenomonadales; Geminigeraceae
Exons: 2
Coding region: 1-279 (92 amino acids)
Source: RefSeq, a predicted model, not a curated record